GAGAAAGAAACUGAAAAGAGGAUACAAGUGUCUCUAAAGCUAUUGAAGGGGGGCUUGGGUGUGUGGACUCCAACGGUUCCAAUUCAGCUACAUAACUCUAUUCAUGGCUUGCUGGAUCAUACAUUCCCACACAAAGCUAAUGUGAACAGACCACUUAGAAAAACAGUAUCUCAGUGACAUCUUAUGUAUCGGUCAUCAGAUACCCUUCUGAAAAUUUGUUAUAAUACAUGUUUAAAAAAUAAUCUAGAAAUUGAGUUGAAGCAGGAACAUGAGAACAACAGAUUUUACAUGGAAAAACCACCAGUCACAUAUGUAAGUCCUCCAUAUUCUCCAUUACAGUCAGCCAGGCCAUGUGUGAAAUAUUUUUCCACGGCUGACAAGUUUCCUCUCAACGCACAAUUUCUGUUGGACCACUAGGUGAAAUGUACACCUCAAAGGAAAUUACAGGUACCCCUGGAUGACAUACAAGAUUGUUAUACAGCCACAAACACUUUCACACACUCUACUCGGAGCAUUCGUACCAGUGAAAUGUUUAUAAGUAACAUAUAUGAUCCUAGUGCAUUGCGUUGGUAAUAAAAGCGUAAUAGUAAUUUUACAUAAACAGUUCAAAAUGACAUUGCAACAAAAUUGCUUCAGCCAUCUCAUUUUGGAUGUUGUAUUCCCUACGACUGUAUUGCACCUUGUGUAGCCUUACGUGAAAUCACUUUAAACUGUCUGCCUGUGUGCUAGCAGUGACUUCUACAAACACCGGCCUUAUGCGCAGAACGUCAGGUCCCACUAACAUCAGACCGAUAGGUUAUGGGGCACAUUAGUGGAUGUUUAUUUGACCUUCGGGGAACAUCGUGUGUUUUGAAGAAGCCAGCGUGAAUUUAAUUUGCAAUUCAUUCGCUUUGUCUGUCUAGGUGAAUUGCCGUCUCUUUGAGCCAAGGUGAUAAGCUUUGGUGAAAGGUGAUUAGAUUACGUCACAGGUUGAUAGUAAGGCAGCAUUCAUUCUGUCAAAAAAAAAAAAUUCAAUAACUAAAGAAAAACAUUUCAACCUUCAACCAAGAGAAAACGUGUAUGCAAUAAACAUUGAUUAAUACCAGAUAUUAUCACUUAAUUAAAUGAAUUCUUGAAAAAGAAAUACAGCCCCCCCUUUUAAUAUGUCCCAUCGACUCUACUAAAUAUUUAAAGAAGGUCGUGGUUAGUAAACCUGUCGGAAAACCAAAAUAUUUCCGACGCAUGGCUCGUGAAGCGCCCGCCUCGCGGGGACUUGCCCAAUAUGAGGUCUUGCUGUCACUCCGCGGACGCGCGCCCGCGCGGUCGCAGGCGGGGGGUGCGGCGUCGGUGCGGCGCUUCCUCGCGAUUGGAGAGCGCGUUUGUUGUUGCUGGUGACGCAUGAAAGCUCCGCUCUCGCCCCCUACCCUCCCCGUCGCGCGGUGCUCGAGCCUCGGUCCUCGCGCUAGUGUUUAUUCGGUUGUCAUGGCGGAGGGACGUGGCGAACUACCGCCGCCGCCGCCGCUCCAGCUGCCGUUACCCCCGGCCAGCAAGCGACCCUGCUUGCGUCCUGCUCCUCGAGGACCGGGGCCGGGGCCCGGGCCGGGAUUCCCAAACUCGCGCUUCCGUUGCCCGGAGUCCCUGCUGGACUGCGCCGCCAAGGCCGUGGCGGAGAAAUGGGCCUUCGAGAGGGUGGAGGAGCGCUUCGAACGGAUUCCCGAACCGGUCCAACGUCGCAUCGUGUACUGGUCUUUCCCGAGGAACGAGAGGGAGAUAUGCAUGUAUUCGUCGUUUCAGUGCCGCGCGGCGGGCGAGGAGGGUCCUGCCGGGGGCUCGAGCGCGCCCGGCAGCUCCGGGACUGUUCCCGGAGGGCUCUCCAACCCUACGGGGAGCGCAGGCACGGGGAGCACGGGAGACGGACUUCCUUUUCGUCGGGGAAUUCGGCUUUUGGAAACGGGCUGUGUGGAUAAUGUCUUGCAAGUCGGUUUUCAUCUCAGCGGCAUGGUGACGGAGCCGGCCACGCAGUCCGAGCCGGAGACGGGGCACCGUGUAGCCAUCAGCUUCGACCGCUGCAAGAUCACGUCCGUGACAUGCGGCUGUGGCAACCGCGACAUCUUCUACUGUGCCCAUGUGGUGGCGCUGUCGCUCUACCGCAUCCGCAAGCCCGAGCAGGUGAAGCUGAGGCUGCCCAUCUCCGAGACGCUCUUCCAGAUGAACCGUGACCAGCUACAGAAGCUCGUGCAGUACCUGAUUACGGCCCACCACACCGAGGUGCUGCCCACCGCGCAGAAGCUCGCCGAUGAGAUCCUCUCCUCCAACUCGGAGAUCAACCAAGUGCAUGGGGCCCCGGAUCCCACGGCAGGGGCCAGCAUCGACGACGACAACUGCUGGCACCUGGAUGAGGAGCAGGUCCGUGAGCAGGUCAAGCAGUUCCUGUCGCAGGGAGGUUACUACGGCUCGGGCAAGCAGCUCAACUCCAUGUUCGCCAAGGUGCGGGAGAUGCUACGCAUGCGGGACUCGAACGGGGCGCGCAUGCUCACCCUCAUCACCGAGCAGUUCAUGGCCGACCCGCGCCUGUCGCUAUGGCGACAGCAGGGCACGGGCAUGACGGACAAGUGCCGGCAGCUGUGGGACGAGCUGGGCGCCCUGUGGGUCUGCGUCGUGCUGAACCCGCACUGCAAGAGUGAGGAGAAGAACGCCUGGCUCAGGCAGCUGAAGAAGUGGGCCGACAUGGACGUCUGCCCCCUGGAGGACGGUAACUACGGCAGCGAGCUGCCCAAUAUCACCAACGCCCUGCCCCAGAGCAACCUGGCACAAGACUCGCUGGCCAGACCCAGGAGGACGGUGUUCACCCGUGCUAUGGAAGCCUGUGACCUCCACUGGCAGGACAGCCACCUGCAGAGAAUCAUCAGCAGUGACUUCUACGUGUCUCCCGCCUACCAGAGGGAGGGGGAAAGUCUACUUUUCAACCCCCAGGGCCUGCCUCUGUGGCUGGAUCACGUGCCUACUGCCUGCGCCAGGGUGGACGCCCUGCGUUCCCACGGUUACCCGAGGGAGGCCCUGCGACUGGCCGUAGCCAUAAUUAACACGCUACGGCUGCAGCAGCAGCGGCAGUUGGACAUUUACAAACACCAGAAGAAAGAUUUGCUGCAGAGGGGAAUGACUAGCACGACUAAUCUGGAGGGCUGGGUGGGCCACCCACUCGACCCUAUUGGUUGCCUUUUCGCCACUCUCACCGAGACGUGUCGAGUGGAGGAUGACAACGCCAUGGAUACCGGAGAUUCGGGCGAGCCCAAGCCCCCGGUGUACCAGCACGUACCGGUGUGGGGCUGCACAGAUGGUGGCGAGUCCUACCUGGCGCUGGCCCUGGAGGUGGCCCUCAUGGGCAUGGGCCAGCAGCGGCUGAUGCCUGAGGGCCUGUACGCCCAGGAGAAGGUGUGCCGGAACGAGGAGCAGAUUGUUGCCAAGCUGCAGGAGCUGGCCCUGGACGAGCUGCUGGUGCAGACGCUGCGCAAGCAGGCGCUGCUGCUGCUGGAAGGUGGACCCUUCAGUGGCCUCGGUGAGGUCAUCCACAGGGAGAGUGUCCCCAUGCACACGUUCGCCAAGUACCUGUUCACGGCGCUCCUCCCUCACGAUGCCGACCUCUCCUACAAGAUCGGCCUGCGCGCCAUGAGGCUGCCCGUGCUGGAGUCCACGGCCCCGUCGGGCGACGUGGGUCACCCCCACCAUGGCAUCUCCAUCGUGCCAGGCCGGUACCCGCGCUGGUUCACCCUUGGGCACCUGGAGUCCCAGCAGUGCGAGCUGGCGUCCACCAUGCUCACUGCGGCCAAGGGAGACAUGCUGCGUCUGCGCACAGUCCUGGAGGCCAUCCAGAAGAACAUCCACUCGUCCUCGCUCAUCUUCAAGCUGGCCCAAGACGCCUUCAAGAUCGCCACGCCCGCCGACAGCCCUCCGGACAUCACGCUGCUCAACGUCGCCCUGGAGCUGGGGCUUCAGGUGAUGAGGAUGACUUUGUCCACUCUAAAUUGGAGACGCAGAGAGAUGGUGCGCUGGCUGGUCACCUGCGCUACUGAAGUUGGCCUGCGCGCCCUGGUGAGCAUCCUGCAGAGCUGGUACACGCUGUUCACGCCCACGGAGGCCACGAGCAUCGUGGCGGCCACCGUCAUGUCUCACAACACCAUCCUUCGGCUGAGCCUGGACUACCCGCAGCGGGAGGAGCUGGCCAGCUGCGCGCGGACGCUGGCGCUGCAGUGCGCCAUGAAGGACCCGCAGAACUGCGCCCUGUCAGCCCUGACGCUCUGCGAGAAGGACCACAUCGCCUUCGAGACGGCCUACCAGAUCGUGAUCGACGCCGCUGCCACAGGCAUGACCUACUCGCAGCUGUUCACCAUCGCACGCUACAUGGAGCACCGCGGCUACCCACUGCGGGCCUUCAAGCUGGCCACGCUGGCCAUGGCCCACCUGAAUCUGGCCUACAACCAGGACACGCACCCGGCCAUCAACGACGUGCUUUGGGCGUGCGCGCUCAGCCACUCGCUGGGCAAGAAUGAGCUGGCCGCCAUCAUCCCCCUGGUGGUGAAGAGCGUGCACUGCGCCACCGUGCUGUCGGACAUCCUGCGCCGCUGCACCAUGACGGCGCCGGGCCUGGCUGGGAUCCCCGGGCGCCGCAACUCGGGCAAGCUGAUGAGCACGGACAAGGCGCCCCUGCGCCAGCUCCUGGACGCCACCAUCAGCGCCUACAUCAACACCACGCACUCGCGCCUCACACACAUCAGCCCGCGCCACUACGGCGAGUUCAUCGAGUUCCUGAGCAAGGCGCGCGAGACCUUCCUCCUCGCCCAGGACGGCCACAUCCAGUUCGCCCAGUUCAUAGACAACCUCAAACAGAUCUACAAGGGCAAGAAAAAGUUGAUGAUGCUAGUGCGGGAACGCUUCGGCUGAGCCGUGCCCGUUAAAGAGCGCCCUCUGUUGGUCUGCUUGGUCCUCUUCUAUUUAAGGCAUUAUUUCUUCCCAUAAUCCUGUUCUUUUUGUCCUCCUUUGUGAAUUUCUUCGUUUUGUUUGAUAUGUCCUUGUUUGUUUGUUUUUUACACCGUGAACAAUCACUGUUCACUAACUUAUUCUAACAGGUAGAACCUGUGGAGAACAAGCAUAAUAACCGUUUUAUUUAGGCUUAUGCUCGCUUUCAUUUCUUACAGACGUUGUGGGUAAAAAUGUAGAAGUGGCACAUAAAGAGAAACCAAAUGUAAGGUGGUGUACUUUGAGCCUGGGAAAGAUUUUCCAUCAUGGCGAUUGGUGGUUUUGCGGUUGUUUUUUUUGUUUGUUUGUUUGUUUUAUUUGUUUGUUUGUUUUGUGAAGGAAGUUGAACACUCAAAACAAUGGUCAUUCCUAGAACACUCACAAACAGUGUUACUGUCAUACCUCGAUCGUAUUUAAGGAACAGCUUUAAGGGUCUGGAAGAGGCCUCAGUUUGAGGGCAGGGCAGGGCAGGGAGAAAGAGCCGGAACACGGAAGACGCCCGUCGCUGCAGGCCGGCUCCACAGGAUUCCUUGGCCACACCCACCCUGGGACUCGGCUCCGCCCACGGCACGCUAAACCCCUCCCUCCCUCCCCAAUCUCUCCUGUUGUUUUGUGUCACUCCAAAAGCAGGGCGGGGUCUUCUAAGGAGAUGAAAGAGAAUCCUAGGGGCCCAAACCUGUCAAAGCUCCACCCGAGAGUGGCCGCAGAAGGGCUGUCCUUCACCGCCUGAACAAAAGGUCUCCUUUUAAAGAUAACUAAAAGAAACGUGAACCUUCUUUUAUUUUCAGGGGGAGCAGAGAUAGUCACCCUUUCAAGUUCAGCAUUAUGAUUCAUAGUUUUCUCGGGGGGGGGUUCCUAAAGAAAGAAAGAAAGAGAAAAGUGUGAAAUUUUAGUCUUAGCUGUAGUAGCAUUAUUAUCCAAGCACUUCGUUUUCUCCUGUCAAUCAUGAUGCAUCUGGAUUAGCAGUUAACCUGUUAACUGCUCAUCCUGUUCGUCAAAAAAUGUAACAAAACCCCGCCUCUAAUUUAGAAAAUGCCAGGGAAUGUUUCAAGACCACUAUUUCUUCCACAUUCCAGACCAACCACCUCCACGAGCUCACGACACUUAGAAUGCACUCCACAGCUUUGAACGGAAGGAACCCAGAACGCAAGCGUGAGGAGAAAAGACGCUCAACUCAGUUCUCAGGGAAUCACUUAAAGAAACAAAACAAACAAAAAAAAGUAGCAUAAGCAUUUAAGAUAUUGUAAAUAUGAAAGUGUCAAUUCAAAAAAUUGUAAAGUUAUAAUUAUUUAUGAUAACUGUUUUUUUUGUUUGUUUGUUUUUCUUUUUCGGAUACUUGAAUUUGUCACAGGCUGGGAAUGUGACAGCAGUUAAGAGGAAAGACUUUAAAACAUUUCUCAGGUGCUCCUGUGAACAUUUUGUCUUAUUUACUGUUUUGUUUGUAUCCUCUUUUUUGUAAUUUUUUUUUUAACAAAAACAAAGCAUGGUGUAUAAAGACUGAAAGAAGUGGAGAGGACAAACGUUUAUGAACAGACCUGAACUGACUAUGCAGAAUCACUUAACCCAGACCUUCCUCCCUAUCCGCCGGGAACGCGCCCGGAACGGACAGAUCGGACUUUUGCCUUUUGACUGACAUGCGUACAACUCGUUUCCUUUGAAGCCUUAUAAUCUCCUCUCGAAACGCAGCCGUGUGUUUCAGGAAGUUGUGUUGCCAACGUAAGUGGACUAGAGCACCAACAGAGAGAGUGUCAGAGAGAGAGAGACAAAGUGAUCCAAAAAUGACUUUCAACCGUCCGAAACCUGGGGCGAAGGUGUUUGAAGCUGCCAGCUGCGACAUCUUGUAUUCCGGCGCAGUUUCUGCCUCUGCCCAAUGCUUGGUUCACACUUUUAGGCUUGCGAUUCUCUAUUUUCGGCCUUGGGAAGGGAAUUGGAGAAAGGAUCUAUCUGUUGGGAGCUGCGGACACACCACGGCCCCAUCGACACUUGGACAGACGCGUCUUUGAUGGCUGCGUAUAGGGAGAGUCUUUGAUUUGUCGAGAAUUCCGUGUCGGUCACUGGUUUUAUUUAAACGUCCCCAAUUCUGUUCCGGAGGAUCGGCCGUAAAAUUCGCGUCAAAAACGCCGCCGUCCUUAGCAAACCCCCGACUCGAUAUCCGCCGGGACGACCCGUACGUCGCGAAGAUCGCCCGAAGAAAAUCGGAGACUUUUUUUGCAAGUUUUUUUUUCUUCCCUUCUUUGAGCAGACGUCUGCGGGACGAUCGUAGCGCCGCCUGCUGUGUAAAACGAAAAAUACCCAAGCAAGCGUUUUCGUGGUCCCGGCAGCUGGUCCAGCGGCGUCGCCGGAGGAGGAGACGCUUCCGUGGCUCCUCUCCCAAACUUCGUGUCUGUAUGUGUUGACUGUACCAGUGUUCUGACCUGUCCCUAGAGUUUAGAAGGAAAAAUUAAUAAUAAUCGCUGGUAGAGAUCGUUCACUAGUUCAUCUACUGUUUUGAGUUUUUGGGUUUUUUGUUUGUUUGUUUCGUUUAAUUUAAGGGAAAGUGUUUGUCGCCUCUCUGUGCUACUGAAUUAUGAAAAGGUAUCCAGUAUUUGUUGCCACAAAAGUAUAGUUCAACCUUUUUUUUUGUUUGUGCAACCUCUUGAGCUAAUGUCUAUAAACAAAAAUUUAUUACUAUUUAUGUAAUGCUACUACCAUUUUAUAUGAUUUGUGUUGGAUUUCAGUGCUUUUCUAUGAAUAAAGUGUGAAACACGU
Electrophorus electricus (electric eel) is the source of this 7740-nucleotide messenger RNA. RefSeq names its product zinc finger, SWIM-type containing 5 (gene zswim5). Lineage: Eukaryota; Metazoa; Chordata; Actinopteri; Gymnotiformes; Gymnotidae. The record is from RefSeq and is a predicted model, not a curated record. Gene Ontology annotation, cellular component: Cul2-RING ubiquitin ligase complex.